Echinops telfairi (small Madagascar hedgehog) is the source of this 2483-nucleotide messenger RNA. It is a transcript of the gene CLCNKA, whose product is annotated as chloride voltage-gated channel Ka. The record is from RefSeq and is a predicted model, not a curated record. Gene Ontology annotation, cellular component: membrane. Lineage: Eukaryota; Metazoa; Chordata; Mammalia; Afrosoricida; Tenrecidae. Bases 24 to 2087 code for a protein of 687 amino acids. Gene Ontology annotation, molecular function: voltage-gated chloride channel activity. The transcript is spliced from 20 exons. Gene Ontology annotation, biological process: chloride transport; transmembrane transport.
AGGUGGACUGGCAGAGGGGCCUGAUGGAAGAGCUGGUGGGGCUGCAUGAGGGGUCCUCGGGGAACCCCGUGACCCUACGGGAGCUGUGGAGCCCGUGUCCCCGAAUCCGCAGAGGCAUCCGAGCUGGCCUGGAGUGGCUGAGGCAGAAGCUGUUCCGUGGGGGUGAGGACUGGCACCUCCUGAUGACUCUUGGGGUGCUCAUGGCCCUCAUCAGCUACGCCAUGAACUUUGCCAUCGGGCGUGUGGUCCGAGCACACAAGUGGCUGUACCGGGAGAUUGGGGACAGCCACCUGCUCCGGUAUCUCUCCUGGACUGUGUACCCCAUGGCCCUGGUCUCCUUCUCCUCCGGCUUCUCCCAGAGCAUCACACCUUUCUCCGGAGGUUCUGGCCUCCCAGAGCUGAAAACCAUCUUGUCUGGCGUGAUCUUAGAGGACUACCUGGAUAUCAAGAACUUCGGGGCCAAGGUGGUAGGCCUCACCUGCACCCUGGCCAGUGGCAGUACCAUCUUCCUGGGCAAAGUGGGCCCCUUCGUGCACCUGUCUGUGAUGAUUGCAGCUUACCUGAGCCGCGUACGCACCAAGGCCACCCGGGAGUCUGAGAACAGGGGCAAGCAGAAGGAGAUGCUGGUGGCUGCAGCGGCGGUGGGCGUGGCCACGGUCUUCGCGGCGCCCUUCAGCGGCGUCCUGUUCAGCAUUGAGGUCCUGUGUUUCCACUACUCCGUCUGGGAUUACUGGCGCUGCUUCUUCGCCGCCACGUGCGGCGCGUUCAUGUUCCGGCUCCUGGCCGUCUUCAACAGUGAGCAGGAGACCAUCACCUCCCUCUUCAAGACCAGCUUCCGGGUGGACGUCCCCUUCGACCUGCCCGAGAUCUUCUUUUUUGUGGUGCUAGGGGUUAUCUGUGGCAUCCUGAGCUGUGCCUACCUCUUCUGCCAGAGAACCUUCCUCUGCUUCAUCAGGACCAAUCGGUUCACCUCCAAGCUGCUGGCCACCAGCAAGCCAUUGUACUCUGCCCUAGUGGCCUUGAUCCUUGCUUCCAUCACCUACCCCCCUGGCGUGGGGCGCUUCAUGGCUUCUCGGCUUUCCAUGAAGGAGCAUCUGGACUCCCUGUUCGACAACAACUCCUGGGCACUUGCCACCCGGAACUCGUCCCCGACCUGGCCCGCUGAGCCUGACCCCCAGAACCUGUGGUUUGAGUGGUACCACCCGCGUUUCACCAUCUUUGGGACCCUGGCCUUCUUCCUGGUAAUGAAGUUCUGGAUGCUGAUUCUGGCCACCACAAUCCCCAUGCCGGCUGGAUACUUCUUGCCCAUAUUCGUCUUCGGAGCUGCCAUCGGGCGCCUCCUGGGGGAGGCCCUCUCUGUUGCCUUCCCCAAGGGCAUCAUCGCUGGAGGGGUCACCUAUCCUAUCAUCCCCGGGGGGUAUGCUUUGGCAGGGGCGGCAGCCUUCUCCGGAGCAGUGACACACACCAUCUCCACGGCGAUCCUGGCCUUUGAACUGACCGGCCAGAUCGUGCACGCGCUGCCAGUGCUAUUGGCGGUGCUGGCAGCCAAUGCCAUCACCCAGAGCUGCCAGCCCUCCUUCUAUGAAGGCACCAUUAUCGUCAAGAAGUUGCCCUUCCUGCCGAAGAUCCGGGGCCGCCCCAUCAGCUCCCACUGUGUGAAUGUGGGGCACUUCAUGAACCGUGCCAUCACCACGCUGGCCAAGGACACAGCGCUGGAGGAGGUAGUCAAGGUCGUGACCUCCACAGACGUACCCCAGUACCCCCUGGUGGAGAGUACAGAGUCGCAGAUCCUGGUGGGUGCUGUGCGAAAGGCCCAGCUGGUGCAGGCCCUCCAGGCCGAGCCGCCUUCCUGGACUGCGGAACAGCCGAGGUGUCUCCAGGACAUCCUGGCUGGGGGCUGUCCCGUGGAGCUUGUGACCCUGCAGCUGUCCCCGGAGACCUCCCUGCACCAGGCACACAGCCUCUUCCAGCUGAUGAACCUCCCGUCCCUGUUUGUGACGUCUCGGGGCAGGGCUGUUGGCUUUGUGUCCUGGGUGGAGUUGAAGAAAGCAAUUUCUAACCUGACAAACCCACCAGCCCCAAAGUGAGCUGCCUGGCCAGCUGAAAUGGGAUGCUCGGCUGCCCGGUGGCUGAGGCUGGGCAGAGACCUUGCCUCUGUCCCUGCCACUCCAGCCUGCCCCUGUACCCCGAGCCCAGCUCAAAUCCUCAGUAAACAGGCAACACCCAGCUAACCCCAAUCCGCUGGACAACCAUUAGAUGUCUUGAAGGACAAGUCCACCCUGACAGAGAGCUGACAGCCAAAAGUCAGUACCCAGUGGGUGCUCACUGAAGCUUCAGCAAACGGCUGAAUGAAGAGGCUGGUGUGUGUUGUCACCAAAGGCCAGUGGGAAUUCCUGAUGCCCAACCAGAAACCCCUGAGAAAAAUAAAGCUGAUCCCCAGAGCCCUGUGGACCCCUGAUCUUAGUCCCAGGGCCUUAGUCCCA